This is a messenger RNA of Plenodomus lingam JN3, 2043 nucleotides long. RefSeq lists its product as uncharacterized. Gene Ontology annotation, molecular function: protein binding. NCBI's taxonomy places the organism in Eukaryota, Fungi, Ascomycota, Dothideomycetes, Pleosporales, Leptosphaeriaceae. The record is from RefSeq and is a predicted model, not a curated record.
AUGUCCAUGGACACGGAUUAUUUACCCGAUGUACAUAAUCCACCAGGAAAUGCCAUCAGACUCCUCAAUUUGCUGCCCGGACAAUUCUCAGAUGACGUCUACAUCUCCAUCAUCCACGAAAGGCUCCAAGACGAACCUCGCACACCCUAUGAAUGCCUCUCGUACACAUGGGGCUCCGCAACGCAAGCCCACCAGAAGCUGUACAUUUGGCAGAAGCACACCACCGCCGGCGGCGAAAGGCUUAGCCUGCAGUAUCUCAACGUCCGCACUAACCUCAUGACCGCACUGCAACAUCUACGCCACCAUGAUCUCCCGCGAGUGCUCUGGAUCGACGCCGUAUGUAUCGACCAGACGAAUCUCACCGAAAAGGGCCAGGAAGUAGCCCGCAUGGGACAGAUUUACAAUAAAGCUUCGCGCGUCGUAGUCUGGCUCGGCCCAGAAGACGAAAGUACGCCGUUGGCUCUGGACAUCAUCCAGCGAAUAAGUACAGGUGUCGAGUUGACGUGGGAUCACCGGGGCAUUAACCGCACGCUUCCCGGGAGCGAGGCGCAGGUCCUGGAGCAGCGGCCCGAGGACUCGGCACUGAGUCCGGAGCACUGGAUGGCGUUGAGUAGGUUUCUGCGCAGACCAUGGUUUAGUAGACUGUGGAUUAGGCAGGAGGUGCAGUUGGCGUCGGAGGUGCGGGUUCUGUGUGGUAAGAAGGAGGUGGAUUGGGGAAGUUUGGAGAAGAUGAGUGUGUUUGUGGAACAUAAGAUGGAUAGGAAAUAUAUCGGCGUUCAGGAAAUUUUGUUCUGUCGCUCGUUGUUUAGGUACUUGGGGUCGGAUAGUUUAAUAUACACCCUCCACCGCUCAAGUCUCUGCAACUACUUUGACUCCCGCGACCUCAUCUACGCCAACCUCUCCACCUCGACCGCCAUGUCCGCCCUGCACAUCGCGCCAGAUUACUCUCUCACUCCCGCCCAAGUCUACAAAGAUAUGACACUACGCUAUAUCGCCCGCUUCCAGACCCUCGACCUCUUCCGCUCAUGUGACUUCGAAACCUGUCCACCAGGUUUUAAUUCGUUUGUCCCGGACUACGCGAGCCCGAAAUCAGAAUCGCGAUUGUUUGCUGUGCAUGCGCAUGCUGGGUCCCAGCAGUCGUAUGUGGGUACGGGGGAUGGAGGUAUAGUUGUGAGAGGAGUGGAUGUGGAUGGUGUAUGUAAAGUGUCACCUGCACGCAAACCCCUGGCUGUGCGCACGCAUGAAGACGACAAUCACGCAGACAUAAUCGCUACGUAUCGCACGUGGGAGCCACCCGGACUCAUGGAGUCUCUGUAUCCGCUCGGUGGAACUCUCCUCGACGCUUUCGUCCUACUCCUCUCCAACGGCUUUUGCAAGGAUGCGUAUUACGAUGGUCACCUACCCACGUUCGCAGAAUCCCGCGACACAUUUAUAGCGUGCGUAUGGUCCAGCGGCGAUGCGGAGUUGUGCACGGAACCUAAUCAUAGAGCGUACAUCAAGGAACUUACUAGUGAUCGGCGGGGAGAAGUGUUUUUCACGACAGAGAAAGGGUAUUUAGGUGUGUCUCCUGCGAGUGUCAAGGCUGGUGAUGCUGUCGCCGUACUGGCGGGCGCGAGUGUGCCAAUUGUACUGCGGCCGCAACACACCUUGGACAGCAGAAAGUACCAGAUCGUAGGUCCAUGUUACAUCCAGGGUCUGAUGCUCGGGGAGGGCUUACUCGGUCCGCUGCCACCGGGCUGGAUGGGCGUGAUGCACGAGACUCGCAAAUGGUGUUUCCAGACUACAGAUAGUGUGCUUAGGACAUGGGAGGAUCCGCGGCUGUGGAGUUUGCCGGGGCAUUGGCAAGCGCAUUUCUGCGAUAUCCAAAAUACAGUGGAGAGUUGUCAGGGAGGCUGCGAGAUUAAAUAUGUGAGGGGUGCGAGGUUGGCGGAUCGUUGGUUUUUAGAUAUGAGGUCAGGGGAGAGAAGGAGAGAGGAUCCGAGGUUGACUAUAGAAGGGUUAGAGGAGGGUGGACUUGUGCUAGAAGCUUUUGAGCUAGUGUAA